Molecule: messenger RNA, 2994 nt
Organism: Lepisosteus oculatus (spotted gar)
Lineage: Eukaryota; Metazoa; Chordata; Actinopteri; Semionotiformes; Lepisosteidae
Gene: elmod1
Product: ELMO/CED-12 domain containing 1
Molecular function (GO): GTPase activator activity
Source: RefSeq, a predicted model, not a curated record
GGAGGCGACAGCACAACACUAUUAAAGAAGUAAAAAAAAAAAUAUCUGGUUUAUUGUUGAUAGAUAAAUGAAUCGAGAAAAAGUACAACAAAGAUAAACGCUAACGAAGUUAUGGAAUUAGAAAAGAAGAAUAGUUCUCUUGCUUAGCCUGAAAGAAAAAAAGGUAGAAGUGUUGCCGCUUGGUUUAAAAUAAUAUGCUUAUUGAAACAUGCCAUGCGCGAUUAUUCACUCCAUACUGUUCAGACCUUCUGGGCUUUUAGGCACUCAGCUUGGACUAUCACUGAAGUGUUUGCGAUACCGAAGCCAACGUACAAGCUAAGGUUUCUGUAUCGUACAUUAUCCAAUGCCUAGUUAUAUCGGAGUUGGAUUUUCUUACGGAUAUAAUCAUUAGGCUCGUGAAAAAAGCGAUGCCCUUGAGUAUCUUUGUUUUUCCUGAUACUUCACACUAGUCACGUUUUUGUUUGGCAAGUGAGCACGCCGCUGUAUCAGUUCACUCAGGGAGAGAAACCUCAGUAUUUUCAUUGAUUCAUCAAUUAAGGUUUGACGAAGGAAAAUCAAAAUGAAGCAUUUUCUAAGGGUGCUGAUGCAGUUCUUCCUCUAUCUUUACUGUAAAUGUCUGUGGCGAUCCCUGAAGUUUGUGAUUCGCAAAAUGACAGGCCGCUGUGAGUUGCAGCGAAUCUGCUACAACAACAAACCAGGAGCUCGAAGAACGCUCAAGAUAGAGUCUUCACUCAAGUUCUCUAAGACUGAGCUCCUGCAGUCAGCUGUAACUGUCCACCCUGAUUCAGUGGAGAAGACCAUUGAAGACAUAAUGAAUCUGAAAAAGAUCAAUCCGGAUACUAACCCACAGCUGGGAAUAUCCUUACAGGCCAGUCUCCUCCAGAUUGUAGGCUACAGGAGCCUGGUGGCUGAGGUGGAGAAGUUGCGACGAGAGCCAUAUGACAGCGAGAACCCUGAGCACGAGGACUUACUGCUAAAGCUGUGGAAGUGUUUGCGACCUGAUGCAGCACUGAAAGGCCGAAUCACAAAGCAGUGGUGUGAAAUUGGUUUCCAGGGCAGUGACCCCAAGACAGACUUUAGAGGAAUGGGCCUGCUUGGUUUGCAUAACCUGCUAUACUUUGCUGAACACGACAAUGCCACAGCCCUGCAAGUGCUUCAUGAUUCUCUGCAGCCAAAGCACAGGAAUAUUUCCAAGGAAGGAGAAAGCAAGAUGAGUGAACUUGAAUGGGAAAAAAAGAAGUUUGAUAAAGCAAUAGGGUACUCCUUUGCUAUAGUGGGCAUUAACAUCACUGAUCUGACGUAUUCGCUGCUUGUGAGUGGAGCUUUGAAGACACAUCUGUACAAUGUGGCCCCUGAGAUGCCCACUUUAGCGCACUUUCAGCAGACGUUCUGUUAUCUGAUGCAGGAGUUCCAUAAUUUCUGGACUGAGGAGGACCCUUCUGAUAUAAUGGAGUUCAACUGUGUCCGUGCAAAGUUUCACAAGAGGAUCCUGAAGCAGCUGAGGAACCCCAAUAUGGCCCUGUGCCCCCAUUUCACUGCCUCAGAUCACUUAAUCAACCUGUAAUUGUUCCUGGCCACACCUCCUCCCCCCUUCACCAGCUGUGUCUCAUCACUGCCAACUGCUCAUCCACAUUGAACCUGCAGCCUUGAGCACCACCAGCAAAAUGAAUGACCAUAGCAAUUGUAUGCAUGCGUGGCAGUGCUGCAGUUGGUUAACCCACAUAGCCAAAGUAUUGCAAGCGAGGCGGCUAUCCUGCAAUCUGAAUAAACAAACAACUGCAAUGACUAUUCUGAUUAGAGAAAAAUAAAUGCACAUACAGGGGUAUUUUUAAAGAAAGAUUAGCUAUUACACUGAGAGAAACUUAAUGACGUUUUAAUUUGAUAGUGGGCCAUUUGUACUGUGUACCUGUUUAUCGAUAGGAUGCCAAAACAGAAUAUGACUCACUUUAAGUAUUCAGAUAGCCAAAGCAAUAAUAAAGUUAAAGUUAUUUAAGCGUUUUAAGGAUAGAUCCAUGCAGCACUAAUGCAUGCAUUUUUGUUAUGUUACCAUAUUUUUGCCAUCUCCAGUAUUGCUACACACUCAUCCAUUCCAAAGGUUAGCUGUUUACCAGUGUCUGCACUUCCUGUUGCCUCAUGUGACUCUCUCUUCCUGGAGUUUCCCUAGAGGAGAUUUUUCUAUUUUUGUAAAUGUUUUCCAUGACAGCAUCACAAUGUAUACAAAAUGUUAGCAUCAUGGCAUGUUUUGUAAAAUUGACUCUUAACUGUGUAUAGUCUUGUAAAGCCCUUUAAUUUAUUCAAGGUUUUUAUUCUUUUCAUUAUUACAGCUCUCUAUUGUGUUGGUCAUUUUCUUUAGGAAUUACUGGGUUUGCAUGCUGAACUUUAAUGAAAUCAUAAUAAUAUUUAAAGCAUGUUGUGCAGUCAAAAACAGUACAGAUCUCAAGAAAGGUGAAUUAUAACAUUAUUUUUGCAAAGAAAUCAUUUCAGUAUUGUAUUAUUGACUGAGUAUUAAAAUUGAUGUUUUUAGCGACAUUAAAAUUGUGUUAAUGUCAAUCUGUGGUGGAACUAUUUCUUAAGCUUACUUUCACAUCUUAACGUAAGGCAGGGAUAUAAUCAUUCACUUUAUUUUAGUUAUUUUCUUUUCCAUGUAUGAUUGAUUUGACUUAUUGUAAAUACACAGUUUGGUUAAUAAAAAAUGCAUUUGUGUUUAAAAUUAAAGGGCUUUGCCUUAGCGUGCACUAAUGUAGAUCACUCCUAGGAAAAGAUGUGUAAAUGGCUUAAAAAGAAUCUUUGUCACAGUAUCAUGGCGCAUGUUGAAAUUCAUUAGUCCAGCAUAUUGGCUUUUUUGUGCCGUUUCUACUCAGGCCUAUGUGUUGUUGACAAUACACACUAGUAGAUCUGAUGCUUGUGUAAUGUGCAGAUUCAGUGUACUUAAGUGUAAAAAAGAUAUGCUUUUUAUUAUAUUAAACGCUUAAUGUAAUAAAAAAUGUAACUGGA